GUUUGGUUUCUCGGAAAAGUAAGGACAACUGAAGAAAACAAGCAUUUCCGCUGUUUGGUUCCUAGAAACCGAACAUCUCGACUGAACUUAAUUCAGCCCUUUUACCAAAGGUCCCAAUUUUCCGCUUGUUUUUCUCUGCUUUCUGGGAAACCAAACGAAGGAUUAGUUUUCCGGCUUCGAUCUUUCUUCGUGACGGGAUACUCCAAAAUAUCUAAAAUUUAGGAUGGAGGCCCUUUACAAGAAGCUCUACGAGAAGUACACUAAACUCAAGACAAGGAAAGAAACUGAGAUCGAGCAGCUCAAUCGGGAACAAGAAGUAAAGUUUUUGACUUAUGUGUCUGCUGCUGAUGAAUUGAUAGAACACUUGAGAAAUGAAAAUGGAAAGUUGCUUGAACAAGUUGCUGAAUUGAGAAGUGAAGUGGCUUCAAUCAGGUCCACCAAGGAUGAAGAAUAUUCCAAGUACCAAAAUAUUUUAAUGGAAGAGAACCAGAAAAAUAAAGAGCUUUCUGAAGAAAUUGAGAGGCUACGGAACCUGCAACGGGUGGGACUUUGUUGCAGUUCAAAGAUUGACAAAAAUGAAAAUGGACAGCUGAGCACACCUGGAGUUGCCCAGGUUGGACGAGUAGACACAUCGAAUGCCUCAGCCAUAAGCAUGGCAAGAAAACGUAGGAGACGUUCUGGGCCUGAGGAAAAAGAAGGUGCAAGUUCACAAUCUGUCAGUGGUCAAGUUGUUCUUUCAAGGGAAAGAGAAUCGGCAAAGGACUUAUCCAAGGAAACUUUGUCCAGUGGGAUUCUUGUCGAUGUUCAGCAGGCAGAAUGCUGUAGAAGAAACAUUGACAGUUCAGUAGGUGAUGAUAUAAAUGACACCAGCCCCGCCAGCUGCCUGUUUCAAGCUCUCGUUGAGUUCUUAGUAGGCAUGAAAUUAUCUGCAGUUCGUGAACCUGAUGGAAAAUGUAUUUCAGCACUUCAUCAAUCAAGUGGUUAUUCAUUUAGCCUAACAUGGGUAAACAAAGCAGCUGGAGAGGAAAUGGAGCUGUUAUACCGGGUACAAUCCUUGGGGACAUUUGAGAGAGUGGCACCAGGGUGGAUGAGGGACGUGCUGAUGUUCAGCACAAAUAUGUGCCCGGUCUUCUUUGAGCGGGUGUCUCGUGUAAUCAAGCUACAUCCCUAGUUUGCCUUCCCCCUCCAAUUCCUGACCAUAUAAGUUUCUGCAGUUUUCCUUUCUGGAAAAUAGGACUGAAGUUGCUGCUCUUUUCUGCUUGAGUUGUGAUAGAUUUUGGGUUGUAAGCAGGGAGGAUAUGGAUUCUAAUAUGAAAUAUAUAUGGUGUCUAACCCUUAAGAAAUGGAUUCAAAUCUGGGAAAGAUAAACCUAGGAAAAGUGCAUGGUGUCCCUUCUGCAUUUAAGGUGUUGAGCAGGAAACACUUUUGUGCUGUUUAUUUCAAUGUAUUCUUAACUAAAUCUUGUUUUAAUGUGAAAAAUUAAGAUGACCCAUUGUGGACUUCCAA
Molecule: messenger RNA, 1506 nt
Organism: Vitis riparia (riverbank grape)
Lineage: Eukaryota; Viridiplantae; Streptophyta; Magnoliopsida; Vitales; Vitaceae
Exons: 9
Coding region: 224-1171 (315 amino acids)
Biological process (GO): developmental process involved in reproduction
Source: RefSeq, a predicted model, not a curated record